Herpailurus yagouaroundi (jaguarundi) is the source of this 657-nucleotide messenger RNA. RefSeq names its product prefoldin subunit 6 (gene PFDN6). The coding region runs from base 238 to 627 and encodes 129 amino acids. The transcript is spliced from 5 exons. Gene Ontology annotation, biological process: protein folding; chaperone-mediated protein complex assembly. Lineage: Eukaryota; Metazoa; Chordata; Mammalia; Carnivora; Felidae. Gene Ontology annotation, molecular function: protein-folding chaperone binding. The record is from RefSeq and is a predicted model, not a curated record. Gene Ontology annotation, cellular component: cytoplasm; prefoldin complex.
ACCUUCCCGAGUCCAGUCUUUUUUGGCGGAACACCAUUCAUUAAACCUGCCCAAACUACAGUUCCCGACAUGCGUAGGAGGACAACUUCCGGCACCCUCUUUUCCCAGCAUCCUUUGUUUACUUCCAGGUUUAGUAAUAGUGAAGGGAGAACGCCAGGCCAGAAAGGGGAGCUUGAGUACCUCCCAGAGUGAGACCCUGCGCCCCUCUCCCGCUCCCCGCAGGCCUUCGUCCCCGCCAUGGCUGAGCUAAUCCAGAAGAAGCUACAGGGAGAAGUGGAGAAAUAUCAGCAGCUACAGAAGGACUUGAGUAAAUCCAUGUCAGGGCGGCAGAAGCUUGAGGCGCAACUAACAGAAAAUAAUAUUGUGAAGGAGGAACUGGCCCUGCUAGAUGGGUCCAACGUGGUCUUUAAACUUCUGGGUCCUGUGCUGGUCAAACAGGAGCUGGGAGAGGCUCGCGCCACAGUGGGGAAGAGGCUGGACUAUAUCACAGCUGAAAUUAAGCGAUAUGAAUCGCAGCUCCGCGACCUCGAACGGCAGUCAGAGCAACAGAGGGAGACCCUGGCUCAGCUGCAGCAGGAGUUCCAGCGGGCCCAGGCAGCCAAGGCAGGGGCUUCUGGGAAGGCCUGACCCCGUGGUGGGGGGAAGGGGAGGGGAGGG